This is a messenger RNA of Ipomoea nil (Japanese morning glory), 560 nucleotides long. RefSeq names its product defensin-like protein P322. Lineage: Eukaryota; Viridiplantae; Streptophyta; Magnoliopsida; Solanales; Convolvulaceae. The coding region runs from base 33 to 299 and encodes 88 amino acids. The transcript is spliced from 2 exons. The record is from RefSeq and is a predicted model, not a curated record.
CUAAAGCCUACUUUUGUUCUCAAUUAACAAAGAUGGCUUCUUCUUCUUCUUCUGUUCGUUUGUUUGCAACUGCCUCACUCUUGGUGAUGCUCCUCAUAGCCUCUGAGAUGGGAAUAAUGGCUGGUGCUGCUGUGACUCCUGCGAGUCGUCCCAAAAAAUGCGUGAGGAAGAUCUUGAAGUUGAAGGGGUUAUGUCUUCGUGGGAAUCUCAUCAAAUGCAAUAAAGUUUGCAAGUCUGAUAGGUUUGCCGGAGGGAUCUGCCUCCGUUUCGUCUGCAUCUGCAUCAAGGGACGUUGCUAACUACCUUAUCUAAUAUAAUAAUAUUGCUUAGCUUCCUUCAACUUCGAUCAGUCUUAUAUAUAUAGCUAAUAAAUAAAUAAAGGUCGGUCACAAAUAAUAUAAUCCAAAGAUGCAUGCAUGCUGGAGUUUUUCUUUUCUGCUUUGGUAGCAAGCAAGCAAGCUCCGAUCCUCUCAUGUUGUUUGGAUUUGGUUGUUACAUAUAUAUGUAUUAACAUGUUGUGUUUGUGUUUCGUAUUCUUAUCGGAAGUAAUGCAAUUUAUA